Molecule: messenger RNA, 2154 nt
Organism: Plasmodium coatneyi
Lineage: Eukaryota; Apicomplexa; Aconoidasida; Haemosporida; Plasmodiidae
Product: CMGC protein kinase
Exons: 1
Coding region: 1-2154 (717 amino acids)
Biological process (GO): protein phosphorylation
Cellular component (GO): nucleus; cytoplasm
Molecular function (GO): cyclin-dependent protein serine/threonine kinase activity; ATP binding
Source: RefSeq, a predicted model, not a curated record
AUGUAUGGCAUAACGCUGACAAAGUGCAAAAUAUAUUUCAACAAUAUCUACUCGACGGUGUCUCUGGAGGAGAAGCUGGGGGGAGGAACCUACGGAGAUGUAUACAAAGGGAAGGUAAUCAAAUACAAUAACAACAAUAACAACGACCUCUACCAGAAUACGAAUUACCUCCCAUACGACUACUACACGGAUGAGUUUGUCUUCUUUCGGAAAAAUAUUUAUGCGAUCAAAUUUUUCCGUGAUGAUUUGAAAACGAUAAAUGAAGAAGGGAUUAGCUGCACGACAUUGAGAGAACUUAGCUGUUUAAAAAACAUCGGAAGGCAUCCAAACAUUUUACGACUCAUAGACGUCACAAUAGACAGACAAAAAUGCAUUAGCGAAUACAUCAACCGUCAGAUAUUACAACACCAUGCGUCCAACUUUCAGCACUCAAAAAAACUGGAUAUGACCCCCCUGUCAGCAGACCAGAAAUUUAUUUUCGCUGCGUAUGAGUACUGUGACGCUGGAGAUUUAAAGAGGCUCAUUCAGAAGACGAAGAUCACGGAUGACCAGGCGGGCCUCAGCUUGAAAGAAGCCAAGUGGUUAUCCUUCCAACUGUUAAAUGGACUUGCUUACCUACACAACAAUAAAAUGUGCCACAGGGAUUUGAAACCUGAAAAUGUGAUGCUACAACAGACACCCAAUCGUAAGUUUUUACUUAAAAUUGGUGACUUAGGUUUGUGCAGGGAGCUGAAAAAUGACGGAGACAUGACUCCCACUGUGUGUACUAUUUAUUACCGUCCUUUGGAGGUGCUCCUCUCCAAAUUUGAAAUGGCCAAGGGAAAAAAGGGGCGCACCAAGGGUAAAGGAAAGGUCAAACCGCCAGCGAAUGAAUUAUCCACAUCUGCCAAUCCGCCCCAUGCGAAUCACGCCAAUGUAAGUGCGCCCCCGACCAAGGGUAUCGACAGCAUCGGCAACAGCAGAACCCACACAGCAAGCGCUGGGUGCACGACCGACAGGGGUAGCGGAAAUGGAAACAAAAAUAUCCAAUGCAAUGCCAACCAGAACAAUAGAAACAAGAACAAGCAGCAAGUAAAAGCGAUGCAACGCGAAAAAGCAGCUGAGCGAAAACGGGAAAGGGCACGCCUCCGAGGAAUAGAAGAAGACGACUACUACAACAAUAAGGACUUCCAAUACGGACUGAACGUGGAUAUCUGGUCAGCAGCCUGCAUCAUCUGCGAACUAAUUAUAGGAAGGCCCCUCUUCAGAGGCGUAACAGAAUUUGAUCUCAUCAUAAGAAUUGUGAACUCCCUAGGCAAACCAAACAAUGAUGAGUUGGAAUUUUUUAGUGAUUCCAGGUUUUAUCCCCUCAAGGAAGACUUUUUCAAUGUGAAUAUAAAGAACAAAAAGGACGCCCUCAACGUAAUAACAAACGGAAGGAUAGACGAACUGGGGAUAGAUCUCCUCGUGAAAAUGUUAAAGUACAACCCAAAUGAUAGAAUCACAGCAGCAGAUGCUUUGUCACACCCAUGGUUUUCAGACAUACGUUUUGAUAACCUAGACGGAAUCGGAGUAUAUAACUGGUAUGUGCACUGCUUAAAGUACUAUAUAGGAAUAAAAACUUUCAGAGAAAUUGAACAGAAGAAAAAGAAUCUUCUAACCACCACGAUGAUCUCUCACUUUUUAUGCAAAUCCAAUGAUAGACAUGGAAAGAUCAUUUUUAAGCUUAUAAAUGAUACCUUUAAAAAUUUGGGGGGGUAUAAAAAAAGUGGCAGAAGAUCCUUUGCCAUUUUUUCUGACCAGUAUGCAAAAGAUGAUAAGAACGCCAAUGGGUUUAUUAAACGAGCUAGUAUUAAGGUGUUGAAUGACAUGAAGGAAAAGAAUGUUAUCGAGACAAAGGAAGAAAUGUCCUUCUACGAUGACAGCACAAACUAUGUGACUCCGACUUCUACAUCUUCUAAGAGAAGGAAAUUCAACCGAUCCAGUUACCACGCUGUGAACCCGGAGACAUCUUACGAGUUGGCUACAUCCAUGCGUGUGAAGAGGAAUCUUUCCAUACCGGACUUCUCCUCCCCUGAUAGGAAGAAACAGCGACGCAAGGACCACUUCAAGUCCGCCACCACCACCAACCGGGCCGCCCCGCAUCAGCUACCCACCUUUCAUGGAUUCACUUGA